Messenger RNA from Arachis ipaensis, 1473 nucleotides. RefSeq lists its product as uncharacterized. Gene Ontology annotation, molecular function: protein binding. NCBI's taxonomy places the organism in Eukaryota, Viridiplantae, Streptophyta, Magnoliopsida, Fabales, Fabaceae. The record is from RefSeq and is a predicted model, not a curated record.
UAUAUGAAUUUCUAUGUUCAUAAAGCUAUAUAUUAAAAAAUCUUCCCCCGAACAAAGUAACCAACUUAUAUAAUUAGAUUCCUUGAUGCCAUUAAUGAAUGGCUUCUAAGGUUGUUCAUCACUUGCACCAGCAUAUGGUUGGUCCAAAAACACUUCCCACCGGCAACGGCAACGUCACCGCUAUCUGACUCGGUGGACAGUCACUCACCGGAAUACUGCCCUCCAAUCUCAAACUCCUCUACUUCCUCAGCCUCCGCAACAACUUCAACCUUGCACCAUGGACCUUCCCCACCAUUCUCACUAACAUGUACUCCACCUUACCAGAUAUAUUCACUUCCUUCCCCAGAUUGCGAGAAAUCCCCAACUCUUUAGCACAAACUGGAAUGGAGAUUUUAGCCCUUGGCAACCAGAAAUCAGGCUUCUCAGGCUCCAUAACAAUUUCACAGGUCACCUUCCUCAUCCUCACCUAACUAAUUUCCAGUAUUUGACUGAAUUGAGGCUUGAGAACGAUUUCUUAACUGGUACGGUUCCAUCUUCUUUCGCGGCUCUACCCAGAUUGAACCAACUUUCUUUGGAGAACAACUUGCUGUUUGGAAAGAAUGUGAACUUCACUUUCCAACCAACCAACAGGUUGUGUCCACGAUCUGAUGGUGGAGAUGGUGUUGCUAGACAUUACACAAGCAUUUGGGAGUCCAAUUCAGUUGGCCAGUUCAUGGAGAUGGAACAACACUGAUUGCCAACAAGGGAACGUUGUUGUUGCUGUGAAUUUGUCAAGGCAAAGUUUAACGGGGUUGAUCCCUCUUUCAUUUUCUAAUUUAAGAGAUUUGAAGAACUUGAAUUUAAGUGGAAAUAAUUUGAGGGAUUCAAUACCUAAGAGCUUGAAAACAUUGCUUCGUCUUGAGUCUUUGGAUUUGUCUUAUAACAACCUAUCUGGAGAGGUUUCUAUAUUUCCACCAAAACUGAAGCUGAAUAUCACCAUUUCCUUGGAGGAUAGCAGGUGCAUUAGCAAUGGCGACAUGUAUUAGAUUUGUAAUAAUUAUUGUGAUUAUUUAUAAUCGAAAAAGGUUUCUUAAUUUAAUAAGAAAAGUUUACUCCAAGAAAGUAAGAACCUUUUUCAAUCACAAUGGCCAGGAGGAUUUCAUGAAAAAAUUUAGUUUUUUUGGCACUAAAGCACUUCAGCUAUUCAAAAAUUAAAAAAAUUGACUAAGUCAUUCCAACAUAAAUUAGGGCAAGGAGGAUUUGGAACCGUGUACAAAGGAACCUUAUAUGAUGGUCGUCUUGUUGAAUCAAAGGGUACUGAAGAAGAAUUCAUGAAUCAAGUUGUUAUUAGCAUCAGUAGAACAUCACAUGUAACAAUAUACUUUUACUUUUGGAAUUUUGUUACCAAAAAAAAUAAAAGGCACUUGUGUUUGAAUUUAUGUCAGCUGGUUCACUAGAUAAGUUUAUUAAUAGAAAUGGAUUUCCAAAUACCAA